Molecule: messenger RNA, 1029 nt
Organism: Drosophila innubila
Lineage: Eukaryota; Metazoa; Arthropoda; Insecta; Diptera; Drosophilidae
Gene: CIA30
Product: complex I intermediate-associated protein 30, mitochondrial
Exons: 2
Coding region: 87-971 (294 amino acids)
Biological process (GO): mitochondrial electron transport, NADH to ubiquinone; mitochondrial respiratory chain complex I assembly
Cellular component (GO): mitochondrion
Source: RefSeq, a predicted model, not a curated record
GCUGAUUUUCGGUUACGUUGGUGCUCUCGCCGUUUGCACUACACAUAAUUGAUAUUUUAAUAUAUUUCAAUUAAAAAUAUGUUAAAAUGCACAGUUUAGUGAGACAAACAGGCCGCUUAAGCUGUUGGUUACCAGCAGCUCGAAUUCACACAUCUGCCGUGCAGCGCGCAUUCUGGGAGCGCGAAAAGAAAUCCGGCUACAAAACUAAACUUCCGGAGCCCUCUAAAAAGGAGCUUAUUGUAAAUGGAUUACGAGACCUGAAAGAAGAAAUAAAACUGUGGCGCCAGGAGGUAAAGGAACAGUUGGAAAGCGAUCCCAUAUUGGUAUUUAGACCCGGCGAAACGGAUAUUGUAUUCGAUUUCAAAGCUCCCGACGUUCUUGAUAAAUGGACCGUGACAACAGAUGCAGAUCACGGUGAAGGUAAAAGCAGUGCAAAGCUCGAGUUGAGCGCAGCAGGUGCAGGACUUUUUCACGGCGAAGUUAACUCGCAGCACACUAAGGAUGGUGUCAUCAAAAGGACCGGAUAUGCAAACAUACGCACUAAGCGUGUGCGGAAAUCAUUCAAACGAGAAACUACCUACGACUGGACGCAAUACAAUAUGCUUGUGCUAAAGGUUCGAGGAGACGGACGUAGCUAUUUGAUUAAUUUGCACACUGAGGGAUAUUUUGAUCUCAUGUGGAAUGAUAUCUACCAUUAUGUGCUAUACACCCGCGGUGGUCCACACUGGCAAAUAGCCAAAAUACCCUUCUCCAAGUUCUUUUUAUCCUCCAAAGGUCGUGUACAAGAUCGACAGAAUGCAAUACACUUGAAUUGUGUAACGCAUUUUGGUUUCUCAGUUGCGGCCAAGAAGGGCAUGGACGGUCCAUUUGGCUUGGAAAUCGAUUACGUCGGAGUUGAAUUUGAUCCUAGUCAUCGCGAGGAAUUUGCCUACGAAAUGUACAAGACACCCAAGUAUAUAGUAGCCACGUAAAUCAAAUGUUAUUUAAUUGUACAGUCAAAAUAAAUUCAUUGCGUUUUCGUUCAAAAAA